CGCUCUAGCGGUGAGAAGGGGGAGUCUCUCGACGCGGCUCUGCUUCUCUCCGUGCCUGUUUCUAUCAGACCAGAGAAAUCCGAGGGAGAGGAACGAGCCGCCAUUUUCCGAGCGUCGCUCUCUCUGAAACAACAACAAAAAAAGAAAAUAUAAAACCGGGGAAAGGCAGCCGGAGCCUGGCAGGAAGGUGCUGGGGGAAAAAAAAAAAAAAAAAAAAAAAAAGACUUGACCUUUUAAGAAUAUUGUAACCAGAACAGAAUCAGUUUGGAAAGGACCCAGUGUUUUUUGUUAGACAUAUUUUUGAAGCCUGUUUCUUUCUCGUUGUUUCGCCCAUUUCGUGAUUCCGAGGGAAAUACUGGGCUGCUGAAAACCGGACCGGGUUCCCCGGAAACCGGAGCCCACCUGAACAGGAUUCCUUUAAAAGGCUGUUCACCCCGAAAUCUGUUUAUUAAUUUGUAUUUUGGAUUAAUGCUUUUUAUUUUCCUCGAAACUGCGGGGAUUUGUUGCUGAAAUUACCCGGACUCUGCGCCCGUCACGUGGCUGUCCUCUGCCGAGGCAGUAAGUGGGUGGUGUGCAGAAGGCCUCGGCACUGGGAAAGGCCGCCACGCCCGUCUCUCUGCACUGCAUGGCUGCAAUGGCGCCCGCUCUUACCGACGCGCCAGCCGAAGCUCACCACAUCCGCUUCAAACUGGCUACCCCGUCCUCCACACUCUCCCCGGGCAGUGUGGAAAACAACAGCAACGCCAACAACAUCCUGAUCUCCAGCAACGGCACCAGCAAGCACAAGGCCAUCAUCACCUCCGCGGAAGAGCACGCCUUUGACUUCCGGGGCAACCCCAAGGAAGAGCAGCAGCGGGGCAAACUGCAGCCACUGGUGGCCUCUUAUCUCUGUUCUGAUGUAACUUCGGUCGCCACAACUAAGGAAUCUAGAAAACUGCAAGGAGUCAUUAUUAAACAGAAGGUCCUCAAAUCUCACUCUCUUCUGACCCCACCCACCAUCUUCAACAGCAGUGACAUCCGUGCCGAGCUGCUCGCCAGGCAGCACCAAGCUCUGGAGUUUACUGGGGAGAAUCUUAAAAUGAUGAGCAGCAGCAGCCAGCCCGUCGCCCCAGCCCAGGUGCCAGUGAAUGGCCUUGCUAAGAAACUUGCCAAGUCCAUGAGUAGCUCUGCCAGGGACGGUCCUGCAGCGCUGGCUGCAGUCAGUGAAAGCAAGCCUGGACCCUCUGUUGCCCCUGGCACUGAAGCCUGUCACUCCAAGGAUUUCAAAGCCAUUUCAUCCAGUUGCACUCUUCUGAAAGGGUGUGUUGCAGAGGAGCAGCCACCUGGGAACUUGCCUGUAAAUAACACUGAGCAGUCUACUGCAGCAAACCAACUGGACCUUGCAGAAGGUCAAGUAGAAGGUGAGGAAGGAUAUGUGGGAAACGGGAUAUCCACAGACCCCACAGUGAGUUCUGUUGAUUUGGAUAGUGUGGGUUGCAAUGGCAACAGCCAGGUAAAACCUACUACCACAUCCGACCCCAAUCCCUUCAGCACUUUGGAUGCUGAGAUACGUGCUAGGACCCUGCUGAACCAAAACCGGCAAAGCGAGAUUGAGAACAGGAUCCGGCGACUGCGCAAACGCUUGCAGGUGGUGCAGGCCAAGCAGGUGGAGAGGCACGUUCAGCAGCAGCUGGGUGGGUUCCUGCAGACUAGCUUCGCCAAGCUGCCCAGUCUGGACUCCCUUCGCCAGCGCAGCCCUGCCGUGCUCACCCGCAAAGCCGAGUCUGCCCUUCGUCGAGCAGCCAGCGAAAGCAGCACUUCCGAUGGAUUGAGCCACUUCCUGAAGAGCGGCUCUGUGCCCAUGGAACUAGAGCGGCUCUCUCUGAGCGGGACGGCUAAUCUGAGGGCAGCAGAGCAGGCCUUCGAUUCAGACGUCACAGACAGCAGCUCUGGGGGCGAGUCUGACAUUGAGGAAGAACAACUGACCAAAGUGGACAUUGAGCAGCGACACAUCUCAUUAUGGAGGAGGGCAGAAGGAAGAUAUGCCAUGGAGAGAGCUUCUAUUGUGAGCCACUGGAACUGGCUCCAGGCUCACAUCUCUGACUUGGAGUAUCGAAUCCGGCAGCAGACGGACAUCUACAGACAGAUCCGUACAAACAAGGGUUUGAUAGUCCUGGGAGAAGCUCCCCUAGCUGUGGAAGACGGGCUUGUGGUUAAGUCAGAGUCCGCAGGCUGCAGCCAAUUGGCACAGGACUACCAAUGUUCAGAAACUAUAGAAAAUGCGCCCUCCCCUCCCAACCCAACAGACGCUGUCCUCUUGAAAGGGUGUGUCGCAGGCAGGCCAGUCAAUGGAGUUGUCAAUAGUCUUCAUCCUGGCCUGCCUGAUCCUGGUUCUCCUGACAGCUCUGACACAGAGGAGUUACUGAACAAGAAGCAGCACUUAAACCUGCUUGCCCCCACGCCUCCAGACAGCACUGAUGCUGCAGCCCGCACCCGCCCCAUACUGAGCUGCAGGAAACGAAGACUGGUCCGCCCCAGCAGCGUCAUGACUCUCAACAGAAAGGUUCAUAAAAGCUCAGUGAGUCGAUGUAGCUGUGACAUCAACCCUUCGUGUGUCAUGUGUGGUAACCGGUCGCUCCCCUCCACAGAGUUUCAGUACGAGGCCCCACUUUUAGAAAGGCUUUCCCUGUUCGACCCCUGCAUUCACCCCAUCCUCUCAUUCCCUGAUGAUGUUUCCAUGAACCUGCACUUCCAGAGGACUUUGAAAUCACACUGGCAAAAUAAACCGCUGGAGAAAAUCAAACCCCUGAAAAAGAUCUCCCUUAAACACAAAAUGUCCAUGACCAGCAGACUGCCAGACCCCCCUUCCAAAGACAAACACAGACUUUCAAACUCUCUUCUGUCUGCAGUCCGGCUUUCACACCACAAAAUACGCCCUGAAAAGAUCCACAGGCAGCACCUCGACAAUGUACUGACUGCUUCACAGCUGGAGAGGACACCAGUGUGCAAAUUGGAGCGAAAUCAGACACAGACACCUGCCUCCUACGAUAAAAGCCACAGCAAGAAAAGGCAAAGGAAUCACUCCAUCGAGAGGACAGAUGCAGCCCCAAGACACUUAAUGGACACGGGAAAUCCAUGGUCUUCACUGGUGGGGUUGCACACGCCAACCCACAGUCCUCUGAGACAGCUGUCCACAUCCUCGGAGAGCUCCACACCUAUAGCUACCAAUAGCAACCCGCAGCCAGUGCGGAGGCGAAGAGGAGAAAGUUCAUUUGAUAUUAACAAUAUUGUUAUUCCAAUGUCUGUUGCUGCCACAACUCGAGUUGAGAAACUUCAGUACAAGGAAAUCAUCACACCAAGUUGGCGGAAAGUGGAUAUUUGUGCACAACCGAUAGCAGAAGAGGAUGACAGUGUGGAGAUUGAAGACCUGUCGGAUACUGAAUUUGCUGUCCAGCAUUUAAAAUGCGAAGAGCUGGAGCGCUCCCGGUGGACUUGGACUGCUACUGCUGCUGCACAGCGACGGGGGAGCAGGUCUUACAAAUCGUUGGACGGAAGGACAACUCCACUGCUGGGUGGUACAAACCCGUCUACACCACAACCUGCCUCGCCCGACACUGCACAUUUCUACUCCCUUCAAGACUUUGGCCCCAUGCCCUCCCCGCACAGUCCUGCCAGCCCGGACGCAAUCUCAAACCCAUACACUCCUGGUUCUCGGGACUCUCAUCGUCUGCAGUCCAGUGAAGACACACGCUGCUCCACGCCCGACUUCAGCUUUGAAGAAGUGACUAUCCAACCCUGGGAGAGGCGCACUUUUCCACUGUCGUCUGACCCAGUGAAUGAACCCGAGGACCAUUGUGAGCUACAGGACUGGCCCAUGCGAGGCAUUCGCCGGAUCUCCGGCUGCAAAUCCUUCAGCAAGGAGUCUGAGAACGAGACGACUUCGCCCGUAUCGGAGAGAGCAAGCAGAGGCAUCAAACCGCACUGAAACCAUCUCACCGAUGAAUAAACAGAAGGACUUUUUUGGCAUUAAAGAUUCUGCUGUUUGAUAUUCAAACAUCAGUCAAAUUUCACAGUUUUUAGUGAACAUACAGAAUUUAGAAUUGUUUUUAAACAUGUUUUCGUCACAAAAAAAAAAAACCAUUGCAAACUAGGUCGAAGAUUUAGGAUGAACACAUGGGAUGGGUGGGGUCUGGCAUCCUUUUCUAUUAUAUAUUAGGUGUACACAUAAAGGGCACUAUGUAGCAGACUAAGGGGCUUGGACAAUGUUCUGGAAAAGGGUGUUUUGUAUCAAUAGUCGAUGUCUGUGUCCCCAUGUAAGUUUAAAGUGGAGUGACAUAAAACAACUUUCUUUUUUUCCCCUCAAAGUGCAUUUUUGCUAUGUUUCCUUUUAAGAGAACUUCAACAAAUAACGGACAUUCUCCUCUGCUCUGUGUAGAACUGAUGUAAGAUUACUGAGCACUUCUUGGAUUAGGGGCCACAGUCUAUGACUAGUUGUGAAUCUCACUGAAUUUAGCAGUUCAGUGUAAAAUAGGUAUGUCUUCUGUGUACCUUCAUUCAAUGUUCAAGCAAGAUAGUUGUAUCUUACUGCUCAAUAUUAUGCAAUGUUACUUUAAAUAUAGCUGUCUGUACUUCAGCAGUUUGUUUACUCAAUAAACAAAAUACUUAUUUCUGUUGAACCAGGGUAUGUUUUGCAAAGUUAUUUUAUAGAUGUUGAUGUUUCAGUUUGUCUAUAUAGUAUAUUUGGGGAGUAUUGAGCACUUGCCAAUUGUAACUCCUAGUGCUGUGCUAUAUUUCUUGUGGUUUUCACUUGAACCGUUAGUGGCUGGUUCUGCAAACCAAAGAAAAGGUUUAGUUCUUUGGUUUGUAAGUGUGUUGAAUCAUUUACAGCAUCCAGAAAUGAUUUUUUUUUUUUUUAGAUGUUUUCUUUUAUUUUUAUUUGCAUUUCUUAAACAUCCAGCUGCCAUUGUUCAUAUAGAUACAAAUCAUUUAAAGAAUUUAGUAGACCACUGUCUUGCUAAUUGUCUUCUGUUCACCAUGGGUAGAAAUGGCUUAUUGAUGUAGACUUGAAUGAACAAGUUGUUCUCUUUAAAAGGAAGCAUUUAUUAAUGUUCCUUAAAAAAAAAAAAAAAAAAAAAAAGAGCUCAGGUUGACAAUUCUAAGGGAAAAUGUUUUUCUUCAGUUUCAAAAUCAGUUAUGUAUUCUAUUCUGUACUAUUUAUUGUGAUUCUCUAUCAUACUAUUUUGCUUAAACGGCCAUUCUUUAAUGUUACGCCAACAAACCCUUCAGGUUUUCAAUUGAUUUGUCAGAUAAUUAACAGUAAAUAGCACUAUUCCAAAUUUGAAUUGCAAAUUUCUAUGCAAUCAAGUUGUUGCGUAUUUCAGUAAAUAUUUAUUUUAUGUCUCUCUCUCUCUCUCUCUCUCUCUCUCUCUCUCUCUCUCUCUCUCUC
Molecule: messenger RNA, 5425 nt
Organism: Polyodon spathula (Mississippi paddlefish)
Lineage: Eukaryota; Metazoa; Chordata; Actinopteri; Acipenseriformes; Polyodontidae
Product: KAT8 regulatory NSL complex subunit 1-like
Exons: 15
Coding region: 626-3964 (1112 amino acids)
Cellular component (GO): NSL complex
Molecular function (GO): histone acetyltransferase binding
Source: RefSeq, a predicted model, not a curated record